AUGCCAAAAAAGCAACUGGAAGGACUAGGAUUGCAUUCAAAAACAAACCCGAUACUCCCCAUAACGCAGGAUGACAUUCUUGGUGCACCGACCCCUCAAGCGGAUGACCUGGCUAGCGUAGCCAAUUCAUUACAGUCCUCGUCCACAACGUUAUCAUCAUUUGCAAAACGACAGCAGCGCAAACUAAAGAUCAAAAGCCUAAAGAAGUCAAUGGAUUCCAGCUUCACUAUUCCGCGCUACUUCAAAAGACUACUGAAUGUACGCUCCUUGGAUUUCGAGACCGCCCUUUGGGAGAUGCUCAACCUUAUUAUACAGCCAAAGCGUGUUUACAAAAGCUUAUACUACCAGAAGCAGACCAAGAAUAAGUGGUCAAGAGACGAUCCUAGUUUUGUUAUUCUUCUGAGCUUUUUCCUCACAGUCAGCGCGAUACUUUGGGGCUUGGUCUACUCAACAGACAUUUUGACUAUUUUCAAAUUGAUCUUGUACAUGGUUGUUGUCGAUUUUGUCCUGGUAGGCCUGUCGGUUGCCACAGUGGGCUGGAUCAUUGCCAACAACUUUUUCAUUCAAAAUCCAAACAUGAACAUGGGUUCCUCGUCAUCCCAAAGGUUACGCAACAUUUUCUUGCCUACUGACUCCAUGUUGGAGUGGGCAUACUGCUUUGACAUUCAUUGCAAUGCAUAUCUGAUAAUAUGGGUGUGUCUUUAUCUGGUGCAGUUUAUUUUGCUGCCAUUACUCAGACUCAACAACUGGAUUUCCACACUGCUAGGAAACACACUCUAUCUAGCAUCAACCUCAUAUUAUUGUAUUAUUACGUUCUACGGCUAUAACGCACUCCCGUUCCUCCAAAAAACCGAGUACCUGCUUAUGCCGAUCCCAGUGCUCGUCUGUGGUUGGAUAGUGCUCACUCUGGCUGGUUUCAAUAUCGCCAACUACAUGUCCAAUGCAUACUUCAAUUAA
This is a messenger RNA of Ogataea angusta, 957 nucleotides long. RefSeq lists its product as uncharacterized. The transcript has a single exon. NCBI's taxonomy places the organism in Eukaryota, Fungi, Ascomycota, Pichiomycetes, Pichiales, Pichiaceae. Gene Ontology annotation, cellular component: Golgi membrane. Bases 1 to 957 code for a protein of 318 amino acids. The record is from RefSeq and is a predicted model, not a curated record.